UGCGCGAAAUGCGGGUUAGUGGGGCACGGGCGUCGCGACGCCGAGCGUCGACGUCGCCUCGGUAUUACCCGCUCGAUCUCUCGUGCUCGACUUCGUUCGCCAGGCUUUUACGUAAGAAGCAAUCCUAAUUCCGACGAACCAGGGAUGAGAGACGGUUGGAUGGUUGAAACGGCUUGAAGGUUCGAAGUUCGAGGGCUCAGGAUCACCCAUGGGAUACGUCGUCGGCUGGGAAGAUGGCUAUGAUCAGGUGCUGCUUCGAGGCGGAAGUGCCGGACGUCUUCGAGUCCCUCAGCAAGUGCACUGACCCUGGCUGUUGUUGUUGGUGCUGUUCUGCUUUACGUCCAAGGUACAAAAGGCUCGUUGACAAUAUUUUUCCUGUUAACCCACAGGAUGGCUUGGUCAAAAAUAACAUGGAGAAGUUGACCUUUUAUUCGUUAAGCAGCCCUGAAAAGCUAGACAGAAUCGGAGAAUAUUUGUUUCAAAGGGCUUCCAGAGAUAUUUACAGGAGAAGAAAUGGAUUUGUGAUUAUUGCUAUGGAGGCAAUGGAUCAGCUUUUACUAGCGUGCCAUGCCCAAACUUUGAAUUUAUUUGUUGAAAGCUUUUUAAAAAUGGUACAAAAAUUAUUGGAGUCUACGGAUCCCCAACUACAAAUACUGGCAACACAGUCUUUUGUCCGAUUUGCCAACAUCGAGCAAGAUACGCCGUCUUAUCACACACGUUACGAUUUCUUUGUAUCAAAGUACUCUGCAAUGUGCCACUCCAAUAACGAUGACCCUGCGAUCCGCAAGCAAAUACGACUUGCUGGAAUUCAGGGAUUACAGGGUGUCGUAAGAAAAACACUUUCCGAUGAUUUAGUGGAAAACAUUUGGGAACCUGUUCAUAUGGAUAAGAUUGUUCCAUCAUUGUUAUAUAACAUGCAAAAUUCUAGAUAUUCGAAUAAAGAAGAUGCAACACCGGAUAGCCCAACCGAAGAGCGGUCAGAUCCACCACAAUUCGCGGAAACUUGUAUGCGAGAGCUUGUUGGGCGAGCAUCGUUUGGUCACAUUAGAUGUGUUAUUAGACCAGUUUUAAGGCACUUGGACAAUCAUCAAUUAUGGGUUCCUAAUUAUUUUGCUAUACAUACAUUUAGGAUAAUUAUGUUUUCCAUUCAGUCGCAAUAUUCUUAUACAGUUGUGGAAGCAUUAAUGGCUCAUCUCGACGAUCACUCGAAAUCGACUGCAAAAAUUCGGACAAGUAUUGCAGAUACCUUAUCCAAAAUUAUUUCAAUUGCAGCUGGUGAAAGCGUUGGUCCAUCCGUCUUGGAAAUAAUAAAUUCGCUACUAUCUCACCUCCGAGUUAGUGUAACAAGAAACCAACCAUCCAGUAGCGACGAGCAGUUGUAUCAAGAAGCACUUAUUAACGCUCUUGGAGAAUUUGCAAACCAUCUUCCAGAUUAUCAAAAGAUAGAAAUUAUGAUGUUCAUUAUGAGUAAAGUCCCAUACAGCCAACCAGAUCGCAUAGUCUCUGUUGGAAAAGGAGAUGUAUUACUCCAAAGUAUCCUUCUAAAAUCCCUUCUAAAGGUCGGCACAAAAUAUCAAACUAUACAUUUAAAUACAACAUUCCCGCCAAGUUUUUUGGAACCAUUAUUAAGAAUGUCGCUCGCAGCAGAUGCUGAAAUGCGACUUUUAGUACAAAAAAUCUUCCAUACCCUAAUCGACAGACAUCAAAAUAUUACAAAACUUGCAAAACCUAUAACGAACGUAGCACCACUCAAUCUUACCAUUGAAAAAGCAUCCAGACCAGAUGUUAUCUUUAUUCGCAAACAUGGCCCUGAAAUUUAUUUAGCGCUUUAUGAAUCGUUGGAAUUGGCAAGUAACACGGUGGAAAAUGUGGAAUCUAUAUAUACAACGUUGGCGUUACUUGCCGUAGAAUUGGCUUCGGAAGAAACCAUAUUGGAGCUCCUAAGAUUAGUGCUGAGCCUUCAAGAUCUAGCUCUAACGAGUGGUCAAAUCAGCAUUUCGCUCAAAUUUAAUUUGCACGCUACCGUCAUCAGUUUGCUGGUACUAAUAUCUUACGUUUGCAAUAUCGCUUCGCUGAUGGAUUACGCGAACAAAAUUGUAGAAAUACGGCGGAAAGAAGCACCGCAUCUGUUACCUGAUUUACAUUCACAAUACGAUCCCGGGUUAUCUUCUAGAAUAGCACCGGUUCUGUUAGUUGAUCAAACUGUUUUAAGCGAAUGUUUAAAAGGAGCUGGUCUGGACAGUGGAAAGCUACAACAGGGACCUGGCUAUAGUAGCACUUCACUACAACAUCGGCAUUCAUGGGUUGAUAGUGCUGGACGAAAUUCAUUAGCGGAUAUUAACUCUGGUGCUACAGAAUUGGACAGUGGUGGCUCAUCUCCCGGUGUUCAGAAGAAAUUGCUGGGAGAAGAGUUAACUUUCGAAAGUAUGAAACGAAUUCUAACAGAAAAUAAUAAUAAUCACGUAAUGGAAGGAGAAAAGCGAUUACAAUUAUCGCACUUCUUUAGAAACGCGCCAUUCCAAGAUUUGGUGUCGAAAACGCAACCAAAGCAUGACGUUCUCCAAAGCAAGUUAUCCGAAAUAUUUAAUACACUAGCCGUCGAUCCACGAAAUACACCUCAACCAGGCGGGCCGCCAACGGAUACCAAACCUAAUCAAGCACCGCCAGCUUAUGAAAUACAUUUUCCCGAGUUAUUUGUUUAUUAAAAUAAUGUUUCUAUAACAUUGUUAAUCCUUUCGCUGCUAAAUGUGCACAUAUAUGUUCACCACAAGUGACGCUCCAAUUACGAAGAAUGUAUAAAUGCAGCGAUAAACCGUAUUCAAAUCACUGUUUUAUCUGCUUAUUUAACUGAUAAAAUGUCGUUAUCGAUAAUAUAUACAUAUAUAUAUA
Molecule: messenger RNA, 2889 nt
Organism: Hylaeus anthracinus
Lineage: Eukaryota; Metazoa; Arthropoda; Insecta; Hymenoptera; Colletidae
Gene: stmA
Product: protein EFR3 homolog cmp44E
Exons: 16
Coding region: 234-2705 (823 amino acids)
Biological process (GO): protein localization to plasma membrane
Cellular component (GO): plasma membrane
Source: RefSeq, a predicted model, not a curated record